Ricinus communis (castor bean) is the source of this 1809-nucleotide messenger RNA. Its product is annotated as triacylglycerol lipase 1. NCBI's taxonomy places the organism in Eukaryota, Viridiplantae, Streptophyta, Magnoliopsida, Malpighiales, Euphorbiaceae. Gene Ontology annotation, molecular function: hydrolase activity, acting on ester bonds. The record is from RefSeq and is a predicted model, not a curated record. The coding region runs from base 259 to 1461 and encodes 400 amino acids. The transcript is spliced from 9 exons. Gene Ontology annotation, biological process: lipid metabolic process.
AACCGGAAAAAAGAAAAUGAAAAUAAAAAAAUUCAAUCCAGCUACUAAUCUUCGAUUUAAAGCCAUUUUUGAUAAUUCUGCCACGUAACUAGGAUUUUGAGUAGCUCAAGUGAAAGUGUAACAAACGCGCUUCAUUUCGCGGGUAGGAUAAUCUCCAAAAAACUUGCAUAUUCCUCUCCCGCAAACGCAAAGCAAACUCAACUAUUGCAAGUUGUAUUUCGCUCCGCAGAUUAGGCGUGUACAACUCGCGCCAAUUAGAUGGAAACGAAACUGCUUCUCACUUUAGCAACAAUCAUUUCUCUCUUCAUCUCCACAAUCUCCGGUCAGUCUCCCGCCGGAAAUGCUUAUCUCAGGCUCCGAACACCGGGAGAAUCCUUGUGCAGUCAGCUCAUCGAACCCGCCGGUUAUCCUUGCACCGAAUACACUAUACAAACACAGGAUGGUUAUUUACUAGCUCUUCAACGUGUAUCAUCGCGUAAUGGUGAAUUAAAGCUGACACGAGGACCUCCUGUUUUGCUUCAGCAUGGACUCUUUAUGGCAGGUGAUGCAUGGUUUUUGAACUCUCCAGACCAGUCAUUAGGCUUCAUUCUCGCAGAUCAGGGAUUUGAUGUAUGGGUUGGAAAUGUUCGUGGGACUUUUUGGAGUUAUGGGCAUGUAUACCUGUCAAAGAAAGAUAAGGAAUUUUGGGAUUGGAGUUGGCAGGAAUUGGCUCUUUAUGACCUUGCAGCAAUGAUACACCAUGUAUAUUCAACAACAAACUCUAAAAUUUUUAUUGUUGGGCACUCGCAGGGGACAAUCAUGUCUCUGGCAGCUCUAAUUAAGCCAAAUAUAGUCGAAAUGGUUGAAGCUGCUGCGCUUCUGUGUCCAAUAUCAUACUUGAAUCAUAUAAGUGCUCCACUUGUACUUCGAAUGGUUAGGUUGCAUCUUGAUCAGAUGGUUGUGGCCAUGGGCAUACAUGAAUUGAACUUUAGAAGUGAAGUAUUAAUAAACCUUUUGGAUUCCAUAUGCGACAAUCGCCUGGAAUGCAAUGACUUGCUAACUUCUUUAACAGGGAGCAAUUGUUGCCUUAACACCUCACGUAUGGAUCUCUUUUUUGAAUAUGAGCCUCACCCAUCAUCGACAAAAAACCUGCGCCAUCUUUUCCAGAUGAUUCGUCAGGGUACUUUUUCACAUUAUGAUUAUGGAAUAUUUAAAAACCUCAAGCUAUAUGGUCAGGUUGAACCCCCAGCAUUUGAUCUUAGUCUAAUACCCAAGUCAUUGCCUUUAUGGAUGGGUUAUGGGGGCUAUGAUGGAUUAGCGGAUGUGAAGGAUGUAGAGCACACUCUAGAGGACCUGCAAUCCAAACCUCAGCUGCUUUAUCUAGAGAACUAUGGUCAUAUAGACUUCCUCUUGAGCGAGCGAGCAAAGGAGGAUGUUUUCAACCAUAUGAUUGGAUUUUUCAGGUCAUUGGGUAAUUCUUGAGUUAGAUACUUGUAAUAUGAGACAAUACUGUUUAUUAUAUGUGUAUUUCACUAAUUAGCUGUGUGCAUAAAUUGUAAAGGUGCCUUUCCUCCCUUUGUACAUGUUAUUGCCCAAAAAAAAAUGAAAAUAACUACCUCCCUCAUAGAUAAACAUGUCUUGCCCAAUUUCUUCCUUUUUUCUUUUAGCUCAUUGGGAGGUCAAUGGCCAUGAAACUGUGGCAUGAGCUACCCAAUGCAAUAGAAUAAUUCUCAUUAACAAAAAGCUUAUUGUAAAAUUAGGAUCAGUUGGCUUCUUUCCAUUUCUUUUAUUCCCUAUGAAUUGAUUCUUUUUCCCAUGCUUGCUUGAACA